UUACCGGGUACCUUGGGCAGUCGGUAUUCACUCUCCACUUUCCAUUUGGCUCUCGUUUCUGCCAUGCAGGGCUGGAAACAGGGGCUUGAUUCGAGCGCGAGUUGCGAGUCAGCGGGGCCAGCUGGGGCCUGUCGAAAUAAGAAGUCGGGCUGCUACCACACGCCAGCCGCGAUCCCGACGACUGCAGCGACUGCAGCGACUCGAGCGACGAACGUUGCCACCCAGGUUAGCAGCACGUCCCUGCUUGCGAGCGAUCGGCCGCCCUCUCCUCUCAUCCACUCGACGUCGUGCUCCCCGUCGCCAUCACCGCAGCCUGCGACGCCCCGCUCGCCGGGCUUUGGCCAUUUGUCGCAAUCGAUUGCCAUUCCGUCGCGCGGAAUUCCUGUGUCGCCCGCCUCACAACGAAAACGACGACGCUGCCGACAUGACGACCGGCCCGGACUUUGGCUCGGCCGCCGGCCGCAGCCGCCAGGAUUCGUUCGUCAGCGCCGGCGCAAAGCCCAUUUCCAUGACGAACCCAAAUCGCGAGCACGCCAACCGCGGUCGGCGCGAGAGCAUGGCCGGCAGCCUCAUGGGCGGCAUGAGCUGGGGAGGUGUUUCUGUCGGUAGUUUUAUUCGCGAAGAUAUGAUGAUGACGGGCACCUCCCCGUACAUCAACAACCAACCAUCCUCCUUCCAUUCGUCGUCGUACAUCCCCAGGCUAGAGGCCGCCUUCAUGCGCGAUUUCACCUGCUGUGACCGGACGUGGUUGACACUGCACGACCUCCUGCAGCACUAUGAAGAGGUGCACGUUCCCUCGGGGACCCCUGCGGAUGCCUUGGGUGCGAUGCAAUCGAACUUGCAUGGCUCAGCCGCCGCCAGCCGUGCCGGGUCGGCCACGCCGUCUGCGGGACGGGCUCAGCAACCGUCGCAGUCACUGCAAGGGUUCUCGCAGCAGCCCCAGGUCGGUCCCGGGAUGGGUGUCAGCGGUAUCGGGCAGAUGAUGCGGCAACAGCGGCAGCAGCAGGGGUCGGCGUCGUCCCAGAGGGCGAACUCGCUGUCGCACGUGAAUGACGAGCUGGAUGCGGUUGGCGAAAUGGAGUUGGAUGAAACGGUCGGGCCGAUGGACAUGGACGACAACACUAGAACAAUCCAGCAGACCCGCCAGCUCUUCGGGCAGCAGCAGCGGCCGCAGCUGCAUCUGAACAGCUCCGGCCUCCCCCAUCAGGCCCUUCGCACCUCCCAGCCUCCGACGCCGGCCGCUGUUAGCUUUGGGUUCCAGAACAACCCGACGGUUUCCUCUGUCAACACCCCGACUCUGACGACGCAGCAAGGACCGCCCCAACGCGCCCAGUUUGGGCAGGAUGGCAAUGGGGACGAAGACGACGACCUUUCCGGGAUGCCGAUGAAACGGCACCUGGGGAAUAUGAAUCUUGGCGGUUCCCAGCUCGGCGGCCUGGCGUUCGGCGCCCUGGGCACCAUUGAUGACCCCGCUAAGCGCUUAUUCAGUCCUGGGGGCGCAAGUCAGAUGACGAGCCAGCAGCGUGCUCUCGACCAGCAGGUGCAGUUGCAACAACAGUUGCAGCAGCAUCUACAGGCAAUGAACCUCGAUCUUAGUCAAUUUCCGCCCGGCACCGACCCUGCACUUAUCCUGCAGCAGAUGGCGGCUUUGAUGAUGCCGCCGGCCGAGGAGCACAAGCCCUUCAGGUGUCCCGUCAUUGGCUGUGAGAAAGCCUACAAGAAUCAAAACGGGCUCAAGUACCACAAGACCCACGGACAUUCGACACAACAGCUGCACGAAAACGGAGACGGAACGUUCUCCAUCGUCAACCCGGAAACCAGCACGCCAUAUCCUGGCACUCUCGGGAUGGAAAAGCAGAAACCGUUCAAGUGCGACGUCUGUGGAAAGCGGUACAAGAACCUAAACGGCUUGAAAUACCAUAAACAACACUCGCCAAUGUGCGAUCCCGAGCUCAGGGCGCAGCAUCAAAACCUUCUGUCAACCAUGAUGCAGAACCCGGCCACAUUCCUUGCCCUUCAGCAGGGCCUACCCAACAUCAACGAGGACAAGAUGCUUUAGAGCGUCAGCUCCCUGCACCCAGCCCGGUGAUGGGGCGUGCUUGUUCCCUGCUGCUUGGCGGGGCUCUCUGAGAGACCACCCCUGAUUUGCGCUUUGUCCAGCAGCUUGUUUUGUGGGCGAUGCGAGCAAAGCCCGAGACCACGGCCUGUUAUUGUUGUUUUCGAGAAGACAAGACAGAAAAAGGGACAAAAAAAGAAGGAAGGGAAAGAAUGAAGAAACAAAAAAAAAAAAGGCGGUACGGGGAGAUGGGGCCCAAAACAUGAUUCUUUAAUGGGGCUGGAUGUCUGCAUUUCCAACAU
This is a messenger RNA of Thermothielavioides terrestris NRRL 8126, 2358 nucleotides long. RefSeq lists its product as uncharacterized. NCBI's taxonomy places the organism in Eukaryota, Fungi, Ascomycota, Sordariomycetes, Sordariales, Chaetomiaceae. The transcript has 5 exons. Gene Ontology annotation, cellular component: nucleus. The record is from RefSeq and is a predicted model, not a curated record. Bases 425 to 2059 code for a protein of 544 amino acids.